Messenger RNA from Hyaena hyaena (striped hyena), 1952 nucleotides. It is a transcript of the gene TAFA1, whose product is annotated as TAFA chemokine like family member 1. Bases 445 to 846 code for a protein of 133 amino acids. Gene Ontology annotation, molecular function: receptor ligand activity. Gene Ontology annotation, biological process: neuroblast differentiation; regulation of neuroblast proliferation. The transcript is spliced from 5 exons. The record is from RefSeq and is a predicted model, not a curated record. Lineage: Eukaryota; Metazoa; Chordata; Mammalia; Carnivora; Hyaenidae.
UACAGCACCGUAUAGCAGCGCUGCUCCUACAUUUUGCUGCCUUACUCUUCCCUGAAUGCACGGGACUGGGGAUGGUCUAUCAUUAACUGUAAACUGAUUCUCAUCAGGAAACUGCACAUUAUUCCACCAUCCCUUCAAAGGUCUCAUCAGGCAGAGGUGACGCCAGGAGAUGAUUUAAAGGUGAAAAUGACAAGGUUUCCACCCCUCAAACCUUGGCUCCUUUUCUGACAAUACAGUCUGAAUGCGCCCGAUGUCUUCUUUACUGUGGAAAUAGCAUCGGAAGAAAAAACAUAUUUUUUAAUCCUGAUAAAGAAGAUUAUUGGGAAGCUCUUUUUUUUUUUUUUCUUAAAAUCUCCAAUUGUGCACAGAUGGAUUUUAGAAAGUGUUAGAGCUUUCCAAUGAACACUAAUAGAGUACUCUGCUCUUGGCUGGAUUUUUCAGAGAAUGGCAAUGGUCUCUGCGAUGUCCUGGGUCCUGUAUUUGUGGAUAAGUGCUUGUGCGGUGCUCCUGUGCCAUGGAACCCUUCAGCACACCUUCCAGCAGCACCACCUGCACAGACCAGAAGGAGGGACAUGUGAAGUGAUAGCUGCACACAGAUGUUGUAAUAAGAAUCGCAUCGAGGAGCGGUCACAAACAGUAAAGUGUUCCUGUCUGCCUGGAAAAGUGGCUGGAACGACAAGAAACAGACCUUCCUGCGUCGAUGCCUCCAUAGUGAUUGGGAAAUGGUGGUGUGAGAUGGAGCCUUGUCUAGAAGGAGAAGAAUGUAAAACACUACCUGAUAAUUCCGGUUGGAUGUGCGCUACAGGCAAUAAAAUUAAGACGACAAGAAUUCACCCAAGAACCUAAUGGAAGCAUUUGUUAUAGUAGCAAAGGAAAACCACCUCUGCAGAAAAUACAUUUUAAGAAUUUAAAACAUCUUACACAUUACAAGCCAAAUGGAUUUCUUAUUUGCACUUUGACUGGUUACCAGAAAAUCACAGUGCUUUUACUGUGUGUCAUGAAGUAUCCUAUCGUGAGAAGACCCCACGUUUUUGGCAACACCAUGGAAUGCGGGUUUUAAAAAAAAAGGGUUUUCUCCAUGAAAAUUUUUGGGAUUACGAAGAACGAUCAACUAUCUUCUAAUUUGGAUCUAUAGUUCCUUUGUACCAUUUUAAAUAUAUGUAUAUAUAUAAUAUUUUGAAAUAUUAUAUAUUCUCUUCAAGAAAUGAACAAUACCACAGUUUGAGGCGGCUGGUGUACCUCUUUGAGUUUGGAUGUUUUGUUUUGUUGCAUUUCUUUUUCUAUUGGCAAGGAAGACAUGAGCUCUUUUGAAAUUUCACCAUGGCACUCACACUGGAAGGCCAGCUACAGGUGGACUCCUGGAAUCUGAGGCAUCAUAACAAUACUGAAUCAAGAGCUUCCUUCUGUUUCUACCAGAGGGCCCAAGGAAGCACAUCGUCCUGUUUUAUUGCUUUCUACCCUGUGCAAUAUUAGCAUGCAAGCUUGGCUUACAUAACCAUACUUUAUAUUCAAUUGAUAUAUAAUAACCAUUCUAACCUCUUCCGGGAAAGUAUUUUUAGAACUACUAGCUUUCCCACAGAUAAGAAAAAUAAGAAUUCUUGAAGGAGCUACUCCACCAUGCUAUUAAGACUCUGGCAAAACUAUGGUAGAAUAUGGAUCCCUGUAUUAAUAAGUUCUGUAAAUACAAUGUCUUAAGGCUUUGUAUAGCUGUCCUAGACUGCAGAAAUGUCCUCCGAUUAAAUCCAAAGUCUGGCAUCAUUAAGUACAUCGUGCUGUAGCAACAAGUCUUAUCAUGGCACCUCUUUCUAUGUUUGAUUUGCUUUUUUCAAGAGUAUUCAAAUCUCUUCUGGUGAGAUAGGAAGACCAUUAAAGCAAUUAGGUUUCAAAAUGAUCUAUGUGACCAAAUGCUGGACAGCCCUAUUAAAGUGGUAAAUAACUUCUUUCUAAACUUA